CAUAAAAAAAAAAGAAAAAACUAAUCAAAACCCUAAAGGUAAUUAUAAGCAAACAGAACCUCUUAUUCAAACAGUGCUCUAUGUCAUGCUUGCAAUUCCCCUGUUUUUUUUCUUCAUAAGUACAAGAAUAUCCAAACACAAGUUCAGAUAUAAGAUGCAAACAAGAGUGGAUCGAGGUCAGAAUGACAACGACAUCCAUCUCGAUCAAUGCCUCAAUGUGCGAGCACCUACUAGCGGCGGCAAAGAUCUUUGCCAUUAUCGAUGACAGCCGUCGACGACAACGUGUGGUCAGUGACGGAGAUAAGGUCUUCUUGAAUCAUGUCUGCAAUUGAUCGCCAGAUUUGGCCAUAGCAACCCAUGCUCCAUCAAUCGUCACUGUUUUUUGUCACUUCCUUUGAAUUUGGUUGCUCGGCUGCUGCUGUUGGACGUUUCAGGUUCGAUUUUGUUAGUCACAAAGAUGAAUGGAAUCAUUCUCUCUUGUACACAUGCACUCCUUUUCGACCCUGUACUCAUACAAAAGGGCCGCAAAACAUAUUGUCUCCAAAAUGGGGAUCGCAUACAAAUCUCCAUCAGAAACCCAUACAGAUGGCUAUUUGAAGAUGACCUGGCCGAAGGCAACAUAUACACCAUAUCAAAUUUUUCAUUGUCUUCAAACGAUCAAGAAGUACAAGCCAACCAAUCACGCACAGCAAAUUUAUUUCAAAAGGGAUACUCAAAUUAGGACCGUGCAAGAUAAUUCAUUUCCCAUUAACAUGUUUCAGUUUGUUCCCAAUGAGCUGAUACUUAAUCACACCAAUGCUCAAUCCCAUUUUAUUGAUGUCAUCGGACUAAUUACUGCCAAGAGUGACAUUAUCAAAUUUAGAAGGAAUGAAAAGACCUGCAUUUACAUAGUCAUUGAGCUUCAAGACAUGUAG
Messenger RNA from Arachis ipaensis, 914 nucleotides. The record is from RefSeq and is a predicted model, not a curated record. NCBI's taxonomy places the organism in Eukaryota, Viridiplantae, Streptophyta, Magnoliopsida, Fabales, Fabaceae.